ACGUUUGAGCGCCCCGUUUCUCGUCGUAACAUUCCGGGAAGUGCACCGUUCUUCUCGUUGGGAGUCUCUCUACACCUUGAUGGUGUCCCCUCCCCACCGCCGCGCACAGUUACGUGCAUCUGUCACUGGUCCUACUCGACAGCAAACGGGACCGAGUGGCGUUGCCCGUUGCCCGGCUUUUUAUUUGCGACAUUUUGUUUUUUUUUGUUUUGUUUUGUUUUGUUUUGUUUUGUUUUGUUUUUUUAUUACCGAGCGGGGUUGACCGCCUUGAACAGGGCUCGCAGAGACAGAGGAGGGGAGGGGGGCGGUCUCACGUGACCGGGGAGCUCUAAAUGCUACCAGUUCACAUGACGAGACAUGGCUUAUUCAGUCCCUGUGGCCAUAACCGACAUAUAACCACGUUCACUGGGCGUUUUUUUUGGUUUGUUUUUUUCCCCCCCUCUCCUUAGCAGGCCGUGUUUUAUUGAUGGUAUAUACGACUUUUUUUUUUCAGCAGAGAAACGUGAACAGCAGCGACGCCUCCGUUUUAGCCGUCAAGUCAAGUGCAAUCUGUGCUGCGCCGUAUCGUAGACCCACCUGAGCCUGCAGCGGCGACACAGCGCCUCUCCUCCGGGCUUUUUUUUUUUUCCCCCUCCCCGCUUUACCAUCCUUCCAUAGGGACCAAAAAAAAAAAAAAAAGGCGAAGUCUGCCCCGUCGUGUGGUCUGACCUGAAGGAUGAAACUCGCUCGGGCUUUCGCCGCGCUCGUAAUCGCCUGCCUGGCGGUUUUAGGCUGUAUUCAGGCUGUUACUCUUGAGGUGAAGGAGGGGAACUCCACCUGCAUUAAGGCUGAGCUGUCGGCAUCAUUCUCCAUCACAUACAACACCUCCAGCAGCACAAGAACGGUGCAGGUCCCUCUGCCUGACUCCGCCACAGUCGACUCAGGCAGCAGCUCGUGCGGCACAGACGACAGCUCACCGUGGCUGGUGGCGGCGUUUGGACCCGGCCACGCACUGAGGCUGAGCUUUGCAACCGAUGGAAGUCAGUACAGUGUCGCUACCCUAGCGCUGCAGUACAACCUCAGCGACUCGUCGUACUUCCCUGACGCCAACAGCUCCGAAGUGGUCACUGUGGUGUCGACUUCAGUUGGGAUCUGGGCGACGAUCAACACCACCUACCGCUGUAUGAGCCCCACCACUUUUAGAGUUGACGGAGCAACUGUCACUUUCUCUGCUAUGAGGCUAGAAGCGUACAUGCCCGGAAAUGACCUGAGUCCAACAGAAAGCGUAUGUAUGGCGGAUAAGGCCAGUACUACAGCUCCAACCACCACCGCUGCUACUACUACAACAGCGGCUCCGUCACCAGCCCCUCCAGGAACACCUGAACGGGGAACCUACUCUGUGAACAACGGCAACGGCACGGUUUGUCUCCUGGCCCAGAUGGGACUGCAGUUCAACAUCUCCUAUGUCUCUAAAUCUCAGAACAAGACUGUCCAGGACUUAGUAAACCUGACUCCCAAUCUGACAAGUUCAUCAGGAUCAUGUGAAGCCAGCAGAGCUACCUUGGUUUUGACACAAGAGCAAACUACCACGCUCAGCUUCACCUUCACUCUGAACUCCACGACCAGCAGGUAUCACCUGAGUGGGAUAGCUCUGCUCGCUAAUUGGUCCGAUAUGACUGCUCCCUUCUCAGUCAGUAACAUUGGUCUGGACUACCUGCGGAGUACGCUGGGCCGCUCUUACAUGUGCAACGCAGAGCAAACUUUGGUCGUGGAACCAACCCUCUCUCUCAACACAUUCAGACUGCAGGUCCAGCCCUUUGGAGUCACCACUAACCAGUUUGCUACAGCGGAGGAGUGUCAGAUGGACCAAGACCAGAUGCUCAUCCCCAUCAUUGUCGGAGCAGCUCUCGCCGGCCUGGUGCUGAUCGUGCUCAUUGCGUACCUAAUAGGCAGGAAGAGGAGCCAUGCUGGAUACCAGACCAUCUGAAUGGACCCCCCAUUUAACUUAAACCUGACAGACUGAAUAGUGGAGAGAUGAACCUUAGCGUGUGACUGAGAAAGUGGAAACGAGCAUGAGUGAAUGGAAGCGGCUGUUUCUCUGUGGUGAAUGCAUGUUUUUGCAUAUCCUAUGUGACCUCUGGAUAUUCUAUUUUCCUUUCACUUUCUCUGUGGAAUGAUGAUGAGAAACCAAAUACCUGCUAAACUUAGAUGGUGUGCAUCUGGAUGAAGCUUGAGAGGACUGAGUCACAUAAUCAAGAAUGGAGGCAGUUUGAAUUUGCUUUAGUAGGUUGACCGUCACGCUGUUUGGCUCUAAUGUUGUUUCAUUAUGUUCUAGGCAUUGGUUGAAUUUGCUUGAACUGCUGUUUGUUUGUUGUUAGCUAUGUAAUUAUUUAUAAAGAACCAUUUAAUAUCCCAGUUAAAGGCAGUAAAAGUGGGACAGACAAAAGUUCCAAUGGCUUGUCCUCUGUUGGUCGAAUGUCUGCACAAGUAAAAACAUCCCAGUGACUGUAAGAGAAGGGAAAGCUCUGAAUGUGCGUCUUUUCCAGUCAUAUUCCUCCACAGUGGAGACCGAUAACAGCCUGAACUGCCCCAUCGGUGCACUGAGGCACGGCAAGGUAACAGGUAAUUGUGACUAUAAAAAUGUUGAUUGCUGCUUUGUGUCAACAGUGUGUAGUGGUCCAGCCAUGCACAGAGUGCAACUCUGCAUUACUAAAAUGUAUUUAACUGGACAAGUGAACAGGCACAUGGGUUCAUUUUCUAUUCUUGCUUUUUCCCCACCCUCUCCCAAAACAAAUGUUAAUAUGAAGUGUAGUGAUUUGAUCUUUUAUUUUUAUAGAAAAUGAUGUGAUCUCGUUUUCUAUUAUGCAUCUUACUGAAAGUUAAUAAAAAUCUGAAAAGUUCA
Molecule: messenger RNA, 2881 nt
Organism: Xiphias gladius (swordfish)
Lineage: Eukaryota; Metazoa; Chordata; Actinopteri; Istiophoriformes; Xiphiidae
Gene: lamp1a
Product: lysosomal associated membrane protein 1a
Exons: 9
Coding region: 716-1966 (416 amino acids)
Cellular component (GO): membrane
Source: RefSeq, a predicted model, not a curated record